Molecule: messenger RNA, 1788 nt
Organism: Cylas formicarius (sweet potato weevil)
Lineage: Eukaryota; Metazoa; Arthropoda; Insecta; Coleoptera; Brentidae
Exons: 2
Coding region: 1-1788 (595 amino acids)
Molecular function (GO): catalytic activity
Source: RefSeq, a predicted model, not a curated record
AUGUACGAGGCUGGGAAACUAGCCAACACAAUACAUGAAAUGGAUAGAUUGAAGAUAUCCAUCCUAGGAAUAAGCGAAACCUGGUGGCCAGGAGCAGGAGAAUGUAACACGGAAAACAAAAGAUUUUACUACUCAGGUAACAAUGACAGGGACCACAGAAGAGGUGUAGGGGUCAUAGUCACCAAAGAAAUAGCUGGAAGUGUUACUGACUUUGUUCCCUACUCAGACAGAACAAUGUUAUUAAAAAUUCGAACAAAGCCGCUUAACAUCAACAUAAUCCAAGUGUACGCCCCAACUCUCGAUAGAGGCGAUGACGAAAUGGACAAAUUUUAUGGCGAGAUCAAGGAACUUCUAGGGUUAACCAAGCCACACGAAAUCAAUAUAAUACAAGGCGAUUUCAAUGCGAAGAUCGGUUCUUUACAAGCAGACCAAAUCGUCGGCCCAUAUGGAUUGGGUGAUAGAAACCAUAGGGGAGAUCGACUGGUACAAUUUUGCCAGGAAGAGAACUUUAAAAUAACAAACACUUGGUUUUCGUUACCCCCUAGAAGACUUUAUACAUGGAGAUCACCUCAGGAUAAUAAGGAUAACAUCGUUAGAAAUCAAAUCGAUUUUAUACUGAUAAACAGGAGAUUUGGCACAUCACUCAAGCGAGUCUGUACAUACCCGGGCGCCGACGUGCCAUCCGAUCACGUUCUUCUUUUGGCUUCCUAUAAAGUAAAGCUUUCACUUGUUAAGAGACAGCAACGAAAACCUCAGUUAGCUAUUGAAAAACUAAAAAACGAAGAAGUAAGGACGACUCUGCAACAAAAAUUAAAUGAUGGACUGGCGAGACUGCGAGAGACGAUUGGGGAAUAUCAAGUCGACAAUAUAUGGGAUAGCUUGAAGAAAACCAUGAACUCUGUUUCUCAGAACAUACUAGGAUACCGUCAGUCUGUUCCUAAGAACAAAUGGAUGACAGAGGAAAUUCUACGAUUGAUGGACGAGAGACGUAAACAUAAAAAUGUAAACCCUGAUCAAUAUAGUCUUUUAAAUUCUAGAAUUAGAUCUGAAAUCAGAAAAGCUAAAAGAAAGUGGCUAGAACAAGAAUGCCAAGAAAUAGAGAGACUCCAACAGAUACAUGAUACUCAUAGGGAACAUAAAAAGCUAAAGGAGGUAGCUGGAAUAUAUAAAACCAAGGCACCAAUAGUUCUAGUCAACGACAAAAACGAGAUAAUCCUGGAAAAGGAUGAAAGAAGAAGAAUGUGGGAGCAAUACAUAAGAAAACUAUUCCAAGACAGUGAGAGAACGGACCUCGAAAUUAACCCCGCGGGUGAAUCGUUGAGUGGACCACCGAUAACAAAAGAGGAAAUUCGUAAAGCGAUACAACUUUCAAAAAAUAACAAGGCAGUCGGACCAGAUGAAGUGCCAGCCGAGAUCAUUAAGCUAAUAGACGAUGAUAACCUGUCUUUAUUGGAAGUUGUUUUCAAUAAGAUAUACAGCACUGGCAGCUGGGUGCUUGCGACUUGCAUCAAGUCGAUGCAAAUCCUUGGGUCCAUUAAGACGACGGUCUUCAAGUGUCGAUGUCCUCAUACCACCCAAAAGGAGGGUGGGGUCUUAGAGUUAUCUACACGCGGCAGCGUUUUUGGACUAACUAGCCGUCGAGCUUUUGAUCCUUAUUACUUCGCAUUAUCCCGUUUCUGUUCAUCGCUGAUAACGAAGCGGAAGAAUAAUGAAAUUCGUCCGAGAGAGUCGGCCGCGUUCACCGCCCCUCGACCCACCUCUUCGUCGCCCCGCCGCCCCCUUACGUGA